Molecule: messenger RNA, 2862 nt
Organism: Oryzias melastigma (Indian medaka)
Lineage: Eukaryota; Metazoa; Chordata; Actinopteri; Beloniformes; Adrianichthyidae
Gene: gja4
Product: gap junction protein alpha 4
Exons: 2
Coding region: 167-1282 (371 amino acids)
Biological process (GO): cell communication
Cellular component (GO): connexin complex
Source: RefSeq, a predicted model, not a curated record
GGGCUGGUUAGGAGCAGCCAUGGGAAAGUUCUCCCCACUUUUUCCGAUUACUCGGGAUCUUUUUAAGGAAAGCAGGCCGGCAGAGCGGCAGUACGUCUGCAGCCGGGACGAGGAGCGAACCGGGAGGAGGAAUAAGCCACUUCAAGACUGAGAAAGGGAGCAGAGGAUGCCCAGAGCUGACUGGUCCUUCCUGGAGAGUCUGCUGGAGGAAGGCCAAGAGUACUCGACAGCGAUUGGCCGCGUCUGGCUCACCAUACUGUUCCUGCUUCGCAUGCUGGUGCUGGGAACGGCGGCGGAGUCGGCGUGGGAUGACGAACAAGAAGACUUUGUGUGCAACACCAAGCAGCCGGGAUGCACCUCUGUAUGCUACGAUAAAGCCUUCCCCAUAUCCCACUUCCGCUACUUCGUCCUCCAGGUCAUCCUCGUCUCCACUCCCACCAUCUUCUACUUUGCAUAUGUGGCUAUAAAAGUGAGGAAAAAUGACAAAAACGAGGAAAAUCAAGCAGACGAAGGCCGUAGUGGGAGAAGGACGACUAAAGCUGCGAUCGAGUGCAACGAUAGCAGCGUGUCUGGAAAAGAUAAGAAAGAGAGGGAUGGUGGGAAAUGUCAGAAGCCGAAAGCUUCUCCGGAGGCUCCUAAACUGAAAGGCAGACUUCUGGGAGCUUACGCGUUCAGCAUCCUGCUCAAAAUCCUCCUGGAGGCGGGGUUUAUCAUUGGGCUUUGGUUUCUGUACGACGGCUUUUUCAUCGCGCCGAAGUUCGUGUGCACACGCUCGCCGUGUCCCCACACAGUGGACUGUUUCGUCUCUCGCCCCACAGAGAAGACCAUCUUUACCUUCUACACCCAGCUGAUCGCCGCCGUGUCCCUGCUCCUCAACCUCAUCGAGCUCUUCCACCUGCUGGUGCUGGCCGUUUCGCAUCGCCUGGAGAAACGUGCCCAACGCCACGACUGCCUACCUCCAUUUGAGCAGGUACCGUCCAGACUGAGGACUCCCGGACUCCAAGGAGCGGCGUCGCAGGCCAACAGCACAGGAAGUCACAUCAGCCUCCCCAUGCAGGGGGAGGAUGAGGUACAGAGUGACCCCUGUGGGAGUUACACCGACAUGACGGUGGAGAUGAACUGGGAGCCGGUAGAGGCCGGAAGCGACCUGCUGCCUAGCUAUGCUAACUGCAUGAAGCCUGUUAAGAAAGCCCGUCAGCCCAGAGGUCAUUAUAAGAAACAUUCCCCUCGAAAUGGGAAAACCCAAAAAAGUGGACCGUCAGAACAAAAACAUUACGUCUGAGAAAAUGUGUCGUCUUAAAUGUUUAACCUUUGCACUGUGAACUGAAGGCCUCAAAGGCGUUUAUGGAAGAAGCUAAAGGAAAAUAAGCAUUCUCAAAAACAAGCAAACAUGUUGGAGCAAAAUGUUCCUUUUUUUUAUUUAAUAUAACACUCAGGGGAGAUAUCCACUGUUUAAGUGUUUCUGUGACAUGAUCCAAGAGUUUUUAGAGUUUUUUGAACCCUCCCUUCCUUCCCGAUGGCUCUGUCCUCACCAGGGAAUGUGCUGCUCUCCAGCUCCCGGGAGGAUAAUUGCUGCGUGGAUGCAAGCACGCAUGCAUGCACACACACAAUAUCUGUCUUCUCCUUUACAGCCAGCAAGUUCAGGUCAGUCAAUCUGAAAAUGUGGACUUGUGGGGAAAAAAAACCCCAAAGUGUGGGAUCUGUGACCUCAGUAUUUCAGCUAUGAAGAGACGCUCACUGAACAACACAAGGGAAACUUCCAGAGUUGAAACCAAAAUCCUUCUGAAAAAUCAUUGAUCGUAUGUGAGAACUGGACCUAGUGACCCCUCCCCCAUGGUGUUCCAAACAGGAAGUACCUGCUGGCUCCAAAAACCCCAAAUUAGACUUUUAUAUAGGAACAAACAGCUAAUACUACGACACAUUCGUCGUCUCAUUUUGACGUUCGGUUAAGGAACCUCCACGUCAAAUAUUGACAUUUCAGAUGUCCACAACUGGUCGAUUUUUGAAUCAAGGUUCCUCAACCUCCGGCUGCAAACCGGUACCGGUCAGGGGCCCGGACGUGAACCACACCAGUAUUAUAACCCUAAUCUUAACCCAGUACUGAAUGCAGAUUGGUGCUUGAUACGGAUCGGUACUGGUACCGGACACGGAUCAGUUCCAGAUGCGGAUCAGUACUGGUAUUGGACGCAGAUUGGUACUGGAUGUAGAUUGGUACCGAAUGUGGAUCUGUACCAGACGUAGUAUCGGACACGCACUAGUACUGGACGGGGAUAGGUAUUGGUAACAAACACAAAUCAGUACAGGAUGCGGAUCGGUAUUGGUAUCGGACGUGGAUUGGUACUGGACGCAGAUCAGUUCUGGUACCGGAUACGGAUCAGUUCUAGAUGGGGUAUCAGUUCUGGACGUGGUACCAGAUGCAGACCAGGCCAGGGUUAGGGUACUGGUACCAGUGUCAGUUCAUGUUCGGCUCCGGUCGAGGACCUCCAGGUCUGGCGAUUGAUGUCUCCAGCUAGGUCCUCUUGAAAGUGGUCCUCAUAAAAAAGUUGACCCAUACCAACUCAAACCAAUCACUGCUGAUUGUCUCCAUCAUGGCAGCAUCCGUAUUCUCAAAAAAUGCCGACUGAAUGGACUUUUCUGGAACCGAAGAUGGAUGACAUCACACUCGCUCGGUCCAGUUCUCAUAAACAGUCAAUAAGAUAAACAGAGAACUUGUUGCUACAAUUGAUUCCAGACUGAGUGGACUAAAAGUGGUACAGAAACUGCUUUUGUUUGGUAUUAAAAAGAACUUUUGGUAUUUAUUAAGAAAAUAAAGUUUAUAUGAUUUUAAAUAAAGGUGAUUCUAUCAGAUCAUCGUAUAACAUG